Molecule: messenger RNA, 1429 nt
Organism: Epinephelus fuscoguttatus (brown-marbled grouper)
Lineage: Eukaryota; Metazoa; Chordata; Actinopteri; Perciformes; Serranidae
Gene: snrpa
Product: small nuclear ribonucleoprotein polypeptide A
Exons: 7
Coding region: 120-968 (282 amino acids)
Biological process (GO): mRNA splicing, via spliceosome
Cellular component (GO): U1 snRNP
Molecular function (GO): U1 snRNA binding
Source: RefSeq, a predicted model, not a curated record
ACGGGAUUUGUGAAGGCUGGGGCAAAGACCGUCUUUGGCAGGGGUUUUCAUUCAUUACUUCGAGGUGAGGAUCCUUCGGUCUUCUUUCCCCAUCGAGCCACUCAUCUACAGAGUAGAAAAUGGCCACUCCCGAUGUACGGCUCAACCAUACAAUCUACAUUAACAACUUGAAUGAGAAAAUUAAGAAAGAUGAGUUGAAAAAGUCGCUGUACGCCAUCUUCUCACAGUUUGGACAGAUUUUGGACAUCUUGGUCGCACGAAACAUAAAGAUGAAGGGUCAGGCCUUUGUUAUUUUCAAGGAGGUUAACAGCGCUUCUAAUGCUCUGAGGUCGAUGCAGGGAUUUCCUUUCUACGACAAACCCAUGCGUAUCCAGUAUGCCAAGACGGACUCAGACAUCAUAGCUAAAAUGAAGGGGACUUAUGUGGAGCGUGACCGUAAAAAGGAGAAGAAGAAGAUCAAAGGAGCUGACACAGCCGGGGCUAAGAAGGGUGUACCGGGCGCUGCUGCACCCAUGGUUGCUGGAGUACCGGCUGCCAUGCCUGGAAUGCCUCCCAUGACCCAAGCUCCUCGUAUGAUGCACAUGCCAGGCCAGCCACCUUAUAUGCCCCCUCCUGGUAUGAUGCCUCCUCCGGGAAUGGCGCCUGGUCAGAUACCCCCUGGUGCCAUGCCUCCUGGCCAGAUGAUGCCCGGACAGAUGCCAGGACAAAUGCCCCAACAGGUUGCAGAAAAUCCUCCAAAUCACAUCCUCUUCCUCACCAACCUUCCAGAGGAGACAAACGAACUCAUGCUCUCCAUGCUCUUCAACCAGUUCCCUGGAUUCAAGGAGGUGCGUUUGGUCCCUGGUCGCCACGACAUCGCCUUUGUGGAGUUUGAGAAUGAAGUGCAGGCUGGCGCUGCACGAGACGCACUACAAGGCUUUAAGAUCACACAAACGAACGCCAUGAAGAUCUCAUUCGCCAAGAAAUAACACCUCAAAGCUGGUCUUUUUCUUACAUAAACACACACACAAAUCUUUUUAUAAAUGUACAGCAGUGGCCCAAACUGAAACAUUUUUUGAAAUUGACGAUUCCUGAUCAGUGCAGCGGUGGACAGUGUUUUUUUUGUUUGUUUGUUUGUUUCUUUCACCCUUCCUCCAGGAUCACAUGUAAGUAUACAUUUGUUGCAUCAAGUUGCUGUUUUUUAUUGUUCCACCCCGACGGAACACUUCAUGAAAUAACAUUCAGGUAAAUUUAUAGUGGAGUUCUUCAUCCUACUGAUCAGUGUCGCUGCGCAUUCCCCCUUUUUUGGAUUUAUAUUCAAAAUCACAAGCAACUUGAUGUGUCAUCUGUUUUGUUUUUUGUUUUGUCACAAAGCAUUGCACCCAGGGUCUGGUCUACCAGACAUUGUACCUGGAGCUUUUUUCUUUUUUUAAUUAAAACUUUUAUCUGA